This is a messenger RNA of Rhinocladiella mackenziei CBS 650.93, 1503 nucleotides long. RefSeq lists its product as uncharacterized. Lineage: Eukaryota; Fungi; Ascomycota; Eurotiomycetes; Chaetothyriales; Herpotrichiellaceae. The transcript has 4 exons. The record is from RefSeq and is a predicted model, not a curated record. Bases 1 to 1503 code for a protein of 500 amino acids.
AUGGGGCGACACACAGACGCGUCUGCAACAAGCAACUGGAAAAGCCGGUUCACGCCGGCCCAGUUGGAGCGGAAACGCCUCAAAGACCGACUCUCGCAGCAACGAGCACGCCAGGAAGCGGCCAGGGUGCAACAGGAGCUGGAGGAAAAAGUGCGCAUGCUCACCCAAAGUGGUCAGGAUGACGUCCACAAGCUGCUCGAAGCAGAGAAUGCCACACUGCACGCGCGGAUCCGUCGCCUGCAAGACCAGCUGAGGACCAUCCUAGGCUGCGCCGAGGAGAGUCUGCAUCCUCGCCGUAAAUCCACACCGAGCACAUCUCCUUGUUUAUCCGCGUCCCCCUCCUACUCGCCUGUUUCCUUCCGUAGUCAAGAUCUCGCCAGCGUACACCUAUCCCUGCCGUGGUCCAUUUUCAAUCAGAUCUACCCGACCUUGGAGAGACUUGGGCUUUCUCACACGACCGAGGUGUCGGUGACGAACCUGCACAUGUCGGUCGCCAUAUGGAAAUCCAACCGCCAUUAUUCCCUGGGCCCUCAGUUCGUCCUCGAGCAUGCAACAAUGGACGAUUUUCAAGCCGUGCUCAACCCAGUCGUCAUGCGAAGGAUGGUAUCUACGCCAUCCUUCUAUCCCUCACUCCUCCAAACUCUGAUCUCCCGCAAACCAUUCUCCCUGUCCACGAAUCCAGAAUAUGAGCCGUUGUCCGAAAUUGAACUGUCGAUGCGAGUCAUUGCGUUCUGUUGUAUCGCAGGCCUGGCGCGGCGCAUCGGGGCCUGCUAUUCCUCCAACGAGCUGAUUGUGAUGUUCUGGUCCCAGUACACUCUCUUUCAGUUUUUCUCCUUUCCCACCGAGGAGUUAUACGGAAAGCUCCCGUGGUGGCUUCGCCCCAUCCCGUGCCAAUUCAUGCAACACCAUCCUCUGUGGCUAGACUACAUCUGCUGGCCGUGGAUGAGGGAAACUCUCCUGGCCAACUGGCAAUCCGUCGACCUCAAUCUCCUCGCCGAUGAAACAGUUCGGCAUUUUCGGGUCCAGGAUGGCAGCCUUGGGGACAUUGCAGCGCCGAUUCGUCUUCGGCCUGAUGGCGUGGCUCUGGACUUGGACAGCAAAUUUGAACGAGCCAUUGAGAAUUUGGACAAUCUGGUCCUGCUCCCGGAAUUUUUCCAGUCUUUUCCCACCCUGCGCCUGUCGCAUCGCACAAUUCUCCCGAGCGAGGAACCGUGCGAGAACUGGUUCAAUAGCUUCCCUGUGUCCUCACGGUGGGAUCUCUCCCUUCAGGAUAGAUCGUUGGUGCCCGACUCCCACGACUUGACCGUCGAGGGUGUGCCGAUCGAGAUGGUGGAGCCCCAGGCUGAGAACAGAGCUUCUGGGUGUGAAGAGGCGAGGUUCUUGCCCAAGACCAACAUGGACGACGAGAGUAUCCAUUUCGACGCUUCGCUCGCUCGGGACUGGCUCAAUUAUUGCAUAAGAUAUCCCGAGAUGCAGACUUUCCAGGAUUGGGCACAAUUCUGA